UAUUUGCACCCUCAAAUUCCAGAUAUUCAAAUAGUUGUAUCUCAGCCAAAUAUUGUCCUAUCAUAACAAACAUAAACAACCUAUUUAUUCAGCUUUCAGAUGAUGUAUCUCAAUCAAUCCUUUUGACUGGUUUGUGGUUCAGGGUCAUAAAUUACUUUUGUUUCUAAAAAACUUACCCAAUGUUGUAUUAUUCCUAGACACAAUGGUGAAGGGGAAGAAGAAAUCAAACGAACCGUCGGGAAGAAAAAUCACACUCAAGAUGGCCAGGGACGCUCUGAAGGUGACUGUAGAUGGCAAGCGUCGCCUCGAUCUCAGCAACAUGGAGAUCACCACAUUUCCCAAGUGCCUCCUGAAGCUCUGCGACAUAGAGGAGCUGGACCUCAGCCGCAACCUUCUCAAGAAGAUCCCGGACGCCAUCGACAAGUUCAUGAACCUCCGUUUGCUGGACCUGCACAGCAAUCAUCUGGAACAGGUUCCUGCGGCUAUCAGCCGCCUGCAAAACCUGCAAAAACCUCGCCACAGGCUCCUGCGGCUAUCGGCCGCCUGCAAAACCCCGACCGGCCUGCCGCAUGAGCUGGGGCUCUUGAGGAACCUGCGGACCCUCAACCUGGGAAUGAACCGCAUCGAGAGUCUGCCUCCAUCUGUGGCUGCUCUCAAAGAGCUUCAGGAGCUGGGGCUCUUCAACAACCUCCUGACGAACUUGCCCGAGUGCAUCCAAAGCCUCCCAAAGCUGCAGAAGCUGAACACCAGAUCCAACCCCAUCCCUACGGACGAGUCCCCAGAGGUGGACCGCAUGCAGAGAGCAGAGUGUCUGUAUCUAGUGCGGGAGGACUGUCUGUGUACCGACUGUCUGAAGAGAUGCAGGGAGAAGACCAUGUUUGCUGGGCUCAUAACACCAAACUCUGUAGCACAGGAGAACCAGGCUUUAUGGAGGUGAACAUGUAGACUAAAGCGCUGAAAAAAAUAAGUAAAAAUCCAUCUACACUCUUAAAGGGGUCAUCAGAUGCCCAUUUUCCACAAGUUGGCAUGGUCUUAAUAAAAACAUACUUUGGUUAAAAUUUCUCAGUGGUAAUGUUAAACAACAUUCUUUUUACCCUGUCAAAAACAGCUCUGUUCAUAGCGAGCCGUUUCAUUGCAUGUCCCUUUAAAUGCUAAUGAGCUCUUCUGACCCCGCCCCCCUCUUCUGUAGAGUGAUUCGUCGUGGAACCUGCUAACCAGCACAUUAUUAGGAAAGGCGAUUUGUGAAGAUUCAUAAAAACCCCUUAUACCUCACUUCCUCACAAAUUAUUCGCACGAACAUAGACGCGUUUAUGUAGAUCUGUGGCGCAUUCCCUUCAAAAACAAACGUAAUCCAGAUGUCGGGAGUAAAUGACGAUUGCUGUGUCCAGCAACAAAACACUUUAAUCGCUUUGGAGCCAUUCUGGUCUACUCCUGCUCUGGUAGAGAAAUAAUGGCAGACUGUAUACAGCUCAAUAAUGGG
Messenger RNA from Cyprinus carpio (common carp), 1480 nucleotides. Its product is annotated as leucine-rich repeat-containing protein 18-like. The transcript has 2 exons. The record is from RefSeq and is a predicted model, not a curated record. NCBI's taxonomy places the organism in Eukaryota, Metazoa, Chordata, Actinopteri, Cypriniformes, Cyprinidae. Gene Ontology annotation, molecular function: protein binding. Bases 203 to 937 code for a protein of 244 amino acids.